Molecule: messenger RNA, 864 nt
Organism: Penicillium brasilianum
Lineage: Eukaryota; Fungi; Ascomycota; Eurotiomycetes; Eurotiales; Aspergillaceae
Source: the annotation of a GenBank genome assembly
AUGUCUCCAAUCUCUGUUCCUUACGUGUCAGCAACAGACGAUCCAGAAAUAAUCACCCAAACCCUACGCGAAUCUGGUGCCCUGAUUAUUAAAGGGCUUCUAUCGAGAGACCAGUUGCAGGAAUUGAAUCACGAACUUGACAACCCGUUGGAGGCCAUCCAAUCGGGCUCCAAACACAAGGUCGACAAGAUCCAAGACUUUCACGGAAGUAACACAAAGCGCCUCACAAAUGUUACAACCCACAGCAAGAUUUUCCAGGGUCUUUCACCAAACUCUGGAACGUACUGGAUGGGUGCCGCUCAAGUGAUCCAAAUUGGACCUGGCAACAAAGCUCAAGUGCUUCACCGGGAUCAAGGCCAGUAUCCAAUUUUUAAUCUUCUGGGCGCGAAGGCACCAGAGGCGACCCUCAAUUUCCUCAUCGCCCUGACAGACUUCACCGAAGAAAAUGGCGCCACCAGAGUAAUCCCUGGAUCUCAUAUGUGGGAAGACUACUCCAACAUGGGGUCACCUCAACAAACGAUUCCUGCCAUUAUGAAGGCUGGCGAUGCUGUCCUGAUGAGUGGCAAGACCGUCCAUGGUGGUGGUGCCAACAAAACUCAAGAUGAGAACCGUCGUGGCUUGGCUUUCACUCUACAGUGCAGCUAUCUGACGCCAGAAGAAGGGAAUCCUUUCAUCAUCGGACUGGACAUUAUUAAGCAGCUAUCUCCCAGAACGCAGCGGAUAUUGGGAUUCCGUUCGCAGUUCCCGAAAUUUUCGCCCGGUCUCUGGCAAUCCGACUACUCUGAGAUUGCAGAUGUCAUCGGUCUGUCAGGAGAAGAUCCCGGCCUUGAUCGCUUGAAACGGGAGAACGAAGUGACCUUUUAA